This is a messenger RNA of Dipodomys ordii (Ord's kangaroo rat), 1393 nucleotides long. RefSeq names its product activating transcription factor 4 (gene Atf4). Lineage: Eukaryota; Metazoa; Chordata; Mammalia; Rodentia; Heteromyidae. Gene Ontology annotation, biological process: regulation of transcription by RNA polymerase II. The coding region runs from base 276 to 1313 and encodes 345 amino acids. The transcript is spliced from 3 exons. Gene Ontology annotation, cellular component: ATF1-ATF4 transcription factor complex; nucleus; ATF4-CREB1 transcription factor complex. The record is from RefSeq and is a predicted model, not a curated record. Gene Ontology annotation, molecular function: RNA polymerase II transcription regulatory region sequence-specific DNA binding; DNA-binding transcription activator activity, RNA polymerase II-specific.
CCUCAGCUCGCCGGUAGAUGUAGACGUGUCCGAGGUCCCGCGCCUUCCCUCCUCCCCUCCCUGCGGGCGCGCAGCCACCAUGGCGUAUUAGAGGCAGCAGUGCCUGCGGCAGCUUUGGCCUUUGCAGCAGCGGCAGCAGCACCAGGCUCUGCAGCGGCAACCCCCAGCGGCUUAAGCCAUGGCGCUUUUCACGGCAUCCAGCAGCAGCGUUGCUGUAACCGACAAAGACACCUUCGAAUCAAGCACAUUCCUCGAUUCCAGCAAAGCCCCGCAUCAUGACCGAGAUGGAGAUGAGCUACCAGAGCAGCGAGGUGUUGGUGGGGGACUUGAUGUCCCCCUUCGACCAGUCGGGUUUGGGGGCUGAAGUCAGUCUGGGCCUUUUAGAUGACUACCUGGAGGUGGCCAAGCACUUCAAACCUCAUGGGUUCUCCGGCGACAAGGCAAAGGCGGGCUCCUCCGAAUGGCUGGCUGUGGAUGGGUUGGUCAAUGCCUCAGAUACCGGCAAGGAGGAUGCCUUCUCUGGGACAGAUUGGAUGUUGGAGAAAAUGGAUCUGAAGGAGUUCGACUUUGAUGCCCUGUUUCGUUUCGAUGACCUGGAAAUGGAAACCAUGCCUGAUGAGCUUUUGGCCACGUUGGAUGACGCGUGUGAUCUCUUUCCCAUAGUCCAAGAGAACAAGGAGCCCCCCCAGACAGUGAACCCAAUUGGCCAUCUCCCAGAAAAUGUAAAAACCGACCAGGUUGCUCCCUUCACCUUCUUACAACCUCUUUCUCUAUCAUCUACUCCAGAUCAUUCCUUUAGCUUAGAUCUAGGCAGUGAAGUGGAUAUAUCUGAAGGAGACAGGAAGUCUGACUCCACUACUUAUAUUACCACGGUCCCCCAGUAUGUAAAAGAGGAAGACUCUCCCUCAGAUAAUGACAGUGGCAUCUGUAUGAGCCCGGAGUCCUACUCGGGCUCUCCCCAACACAGCCCCUCUGUCUCCAGGGGCUCUCCAAAUCGUCUGCAGUCUCCAGGUGUAUCCUGUGUGUCUGUCCGCUCCAAACCCUAUGACCCUCCUGGGGAAACUGCAAGAGUCAGGGUUGAUAAGCUGGAUAAGAAGCUGAAGAAAAUGGAACAAAACAAGACAGCAGCCACUAGGUACCGCCAGAAAAAGAGGGCAGAGCAGGAAGCCCUUGCUGGUGAGUGUAAAGAACUAGAAAAGAAGAAUGAGGCUCUGAAGGAAAAGGCAGAUUCUCUAGCCAAGGAAAUACAGUACCUUAAAGAUCUGAUAGAAGAGGUCCGGAAGGCAAGGGGGAAGAAAAAGGCCCCCCAGUAGGGUAGUCAGGAGUGCUGCAUUGCUUGUACAUAGGGAUCUUGUGCUGAAGCUGUUAAUAAAUUAUUUUGUAGUGAAACUUA